Messenger RNA from Topomyia yanbarensis, 4785 nucleotides. It is a transcript of the gene Hmgcr, whose product is annotated as 3-hydroxy-3-methylglutaryl-coenzyme A reductase. Bases 1298 to 4099 code for a protein of 933 amino acids. Gene Ontology annotation, molecular function: NADP binding; protein binding; hydroxymethylglutaryl-CoA reductase (NADPH) activity. Gene Ontology annotation, biological process: isoprenoid biosynthetic process; sterol biosynthetic process; coenzyme A metabolic process. Gene Ontology annotation, cellular component: endoplasmic reticulum membrane; peroxisomal membrane. The record is from RefSeq and is a predicted model, not a curated record. The transcript is spliced from 6 exons. Lineage: Eukaryota; Metazoa; Arthropoda; Insecta; Diptera; Culicidae.
CGACUAUGAGAAAGAAAAGUAAUUUUGUCGCUUUUAUAAAGUAAAAAACAUAGGUCGCUUUUGAAUAAGCUUCAAGUAAAUUAGCCAAUCAACCAGCGGCUGAAUUGUUCACCCCGCCGCUGAUAGCUGAAUUAGUUUGACCACAACUAUACGCGCUUCGUGGAAGUUUGGUGCAGCGAGUGGCGAGAGCAUAACUUUCAAUUUCAGUCUGUUACUGACGUUUCGUGAGCAUUGUUGUGGUUUGCUUGGCCAGAUCGCUCCGUAGUUCUGCAGGGCAAGUAACACAAAAAAAGAUCGUGCACCAGAAUAGCACCGUGUUAGUACCUUCUGUGUCAAGUUUGGUAUUUUUAUUCAAUCAGCGUGGAAAAAUUCCGGAUUUUAAGUUAUUUGUGCAACGAAAAGAAACCAGUAUGCAAAUGAAAAUCAAGUUUACAUAAUAUUGUUUACUAAAGUUUUCCUGAUCGCAACUCAACAUCGGAUGAGAUUCUGCAUGAAGGUCGACCGCACUAGUAACUGAGCAAAUAUCUUAACAUUCGCUAAGAAAACUGUGUGUUCAUUUGAUAAAUAAUUCUGCAAUAAACUUUAUUUCCUAAAAAAAAAGCAAGUGAGCAAACGAAAGUAAAAGUAAAUCUGCUGUCAAAAAAAGUGUAGUACUAGAUCUCGCGCAGCUGAUCGGGGCAAAGCUGUCAUACAUGUGCAGUACUGUUCUGUUAUUGUCCAUCUAGUCGUCCCGUUCGGGUUGAGUUUGUGUGAGCAGAUAAUUAAAGAAACUACAGAUCCGCAAGGAAAGCAAUGUUCCAGGUGUUACAGUACGAAUGUGGAACGUCAGCUUGAACAGCACCACGGAAAAGUGUUGGAAUAGAAAUUAGUGCUGGUGUUCUGCAUCCCCAGCAACAGUAUAGCAAAAUUGCAAUACACUACAGUGAAGGCAGGUUUUGCUUGAAAGCCAUCACCGUGCCGCCGUCUUCUGCCAGGUGGGUGCGGCCCGGAGAGUGGCGGAACCGUGCUGUGAAGAAACAGAUCUCUGACCGAUCGCCUGCACUACUCGUGGUGGCGUCUGGCUUCUCAGUAUCACUUGAGCAGUGCUACGGUGAAGAAGUGCUCCUCGGUAUCGCGGUGUGUGCUCUUCGACAGUGGCAACGCAUAGCCAAGUGUUUGCCAGCAAAGAGAGAGCGGUCGACUCCCACCCAAACCUGGUCUUGGUGAAUCAGUUGUAGGAUCUAGUGCGCGGGAAAGUGCGUUCCGAAUUGGCCGCAAUUGGUGUAGGAAGAGUACAAAGUGUCGUAAAGCGAAGAAAAUGAGAGUCGGUCGGUUAUUUCGGGCGCACGGUGAGUUUUGUGCAUCACACCCAUGGGAAGUGAUAGUGGCCCUAGUGACUCUGACGGCAUGCAUAAUAACGUUUGACAAAGGAAGUGCGGAUCCGUUCCAGCAAGCUGCCCGCUCCAACACCGGUAGACCUUGUCCCAGCUGGCGGUUCAGCUCGGUGGGUGCCGACAGUGUUUUCCGGUGCGACGAUUUGGAACAGAACGGCAUCGAUGUGAUACUGAUGACCAUCGUGCGGUGUUCGGCGAUCCUCUACUGCUACUAUCACUUCUGCAACCUUCAAAAACUGGGCUCCAAAUACAUCCUAGGCAUUGCCGGACUAUUCACGGUGUUCUCCAGUUUCAUAUUCACAUCGACGGUGAUCAACUUCCUUGGCAGUGAAGUCUCCGAUCUCAAGGACGCCUUGUUCUUCUUUCUGCUUCUGAUCGAUCUAUCCAAGGCUGGCAUUCUUGCCCAGCUGGCCCUGUGCGGUUCGAGCCAGUCGGAAGUCACUACGAACAUAGCCAGAGGCAUGGAAAUCCUUGGUCCGGCUAUCUCACUGGACACGCUGGUCGAAGCGUUGGUCAUUGGCGUUGGAACGCUGUCCGGUGUGCAACGGUUGGAGCUAUUGAGCGGCUUUGCUGUCCUGUCCGCUAUAGUCAACUACAUCGUCUUCAUGACGUUCUAUCCGGCUUGCCUGUCCCUCAUUCUUGAUCUCUCACGAAACGCAGGCAACUUGAUACAGAAAAAUAAGAAGGAAAAUCUGCUGGCUCGUGUACUGACCGAGGAAGAUCAAAAACCGAACCCUGUGGUUCAGCGAGUGAAGCUGAUUAUGUCCAGCGGACUGAUGAUUGUUCAUGUGCUUAGUCGGUUAACUAUCUCCGAGAAGGAUUCUGAUACGGCCGAGCAAAUUAUUUCAUCUCAUAGCCACGAACAUUUGGCAGCGCUGAACAAGACUGAGCCAAACGAAAUCUCCGAAUUUAUUAUAAGGUGGCUCUCGAUCAGCACCGAGCAGAUCGUGACGUACAUCCUGAUCAUCGCGUUGGGCGUCAAGUUUGUCUUUUUCGACCGUCACAAUCUGUCCGAUCAGAUUCUGCUUUCGGUAGCGAACGAAGCGGCUGCGGCAGCGGCCGCUGCUGCAGCUAAACGACAGAAACAGCUCGUCCUAAAUGCCGAAGCGCAACAACUGGAAGCACAGAACAGCAACAGGCAACAGGAGAAGCAUCCCGUUGCUACAUUCACCCUAGCCGAAAUGGUUCCGGUGGCCGAGAAGGCUACCCAAAGCGAGCUCAGUUUACUGUCAGGCAGACGACUGAGAUCGAAAAGUAUGGGAGCAGAGGACGAGCUGGAUUUAGACAAUUUGGACGAUGAGUUGGUGGAACAAGAACCAAGACCACUGGAUGUCUGUUUGAGUAUUCUGAACGAAUCCGAAGAAGGAGCAGUAGAAUUGACAGAUGAGGAAAUCAAAAUGAUUGUUAGAGCUGGAGAUGGACAUUGUCCACUGUACAAGAUUGAAAGCAUUAUCGGUGACGCGGAACGAGGCGUGAAAAUUAGAAGAGAUUUAAUUCAGAAAGAGGCUGGUUUACCAGUGAAUGCCUUCAAGCAUUUGUCAUACAAGAAUUACGACUACUCUAAGGUUAUGAAUGUUUGCUGUGAAAAUGUACUUGGUUAUGUGCAGAUUCCGGUUGGCUACGCUGGUCCUCUAAUGCUAGACGGUCUUCGUUUUUAUGUGCCGAUGGCCACAACGGAAGGAGCGUUGGUUGCAAGUACCAACCGUGGUUGUAAAGCCAUUUCAUGCCGUGGUGUAACCAGUUUCGUGGAGGAUAUAGGCAUGACACGUGCUCCUUGUAUUAAGUUCCCCAAUGUUCUACGGGCAGCUCAAGCAAAGCGGUGGAUUGAGACAACGGAGAAUUUCGCAAUGAUCAAAAAGGCAUUCGAUUCAACCAGUAGGUUUGCCCGUCUGCAGGAAUGCCAUAUAGCUAUGGACGGUCCAGUUUUAUAUACUCGUUUCCGGGCACUUACCGGGGAUGCUAUGGGAAUGAAUAUGGUUUCGAAAGGAUCUGAAAUGGCUCUCCGCGAAGUGCAAAGAGCCUUCCCGGAUAUGCAAAUUAUUUCGUUGAGUGGUAAUUUUUGUUCAGACAAAAAACCGGCUGCAAUUAAUUGGAUUAAGGGGCGUGGCAAACGAGUCGUUUGUGAAACUAUAGUACCGGCAGACAAACUACGAAGCAUUUUGAAAACCAACUCCCGAACACUGGUACAGUGUAAUAGACUGAAAAACAUGACCGGAUCGGCAGUGGCCGGUAGUAUCGGUGGAAACAACGCACAUGCCGCCAACAUGGUUACGGCAAUCUACAUUGCCACCGGUCAGGAUCCGGCUCAAAACGUGACAAGUAGCAACUGUUCUACCAACAUGGAAUGUUACGGAGAAAAUGGUGAUGAUUUGUACAUGACCUGUACGAUGCCGUCGCUAGAAGUUGGCACGGUAGGUGGAGGUACGGGAUUGCCCGGCCAGGGAACCUGUCUCGAUAUGCUUGGCGUGAGGGGUGCUCACCCGACGCAUCCGGCCGAGAAUUCCAAACAGUUGGCUCGUGUUAUCUGUGCCACUGUAAUGGCCGGUGAGCUAAGUUUAAUGGCUGCCCUAGUCAAUAGUGAUCUAGUCAAGAGUCAUAUGCGGCAUAAUAGAUCCUCGGUAGCUAUGAACCCCGGAAUAACGGCUAUACCAUCCAUCAACAAUAACAACAACACCACUAGUAGCAGCAGCCUCAGUCCAAGCACUACGUCUGUUGUGAUUCACUGAUAUUUACAAUUCGCGGGAACUACCUCAGAGAUGCGAACGAGAAAUGCGAACAAUGUCUAGGUUCUCAUUGAUUAAAUGAUCGCAGUUUGCUUUGUCGAAUGAAAUCAAGUGGAUUUUUUUUAAUUCGGAUAUCAGAAAAACGGGGAUUGUGUAAGAGAUGCAAAUGUUCGAAAUCUAGAAAAUAAAUUAUUGAUAAGAACCUUAACAAACACUGUACAGCGACAAGUGAAGUAAAUCAAAAUUUAAUCGAAAAGUAUAAAAGAUUGCGGUCAUAUUGUACAUAUUAGACCCCAGGCAUAAGAUGCAAGUGAAGAACCAACUUAUUUUUUUAUUUUUUUUUUAACAAAAAGCAAAUGAUCGCUUGCAAAAUCGAAACCAUUUUUCAUUAGAAAAUUUUUCUGCUUUUGUACAUAACGUAGACUAAUUUCUACUGUUUCGUAAGAAAAAUAAAAUUGCGCCAAUGCACGGCUCGGAUCUACAUCAGAAGCACACGGUACCGAUCGCAUCGUUUGGCCAGUGUGAGAAGUGUAUGCCAAACCUUAGGGAAAAGUUAGAGUAGAUGUACUGCAGGGGCAUUUGACAAAACGGAACGACUUACAAGUAAGCUAUUUAUAACUACUAAACAUGAAUAUUUGGUGCUAAUUGAAAAGGUAAGAAUAAAUACAAACAAUUCUUACAGAUGCCGA